AUGAAACACAGGAGCACAGGGACAGGCGUGAAACACAGGAGCACAGGGACAGGCGUGAGACACAGGAGCACAGGGACAGGCGACAGAGGAGCACAGGUACAGGCGUCACAGGAGCACAGGGACAGGCGUGAAACACAGGAGCACAGGGACAGGCGUGAGACACAGGAGCACAGGGACAGGCGUGAAACACAGGAGCACAGGGACAGGCGUGAGACACAGGAGCACAGGGACAGGCAUGAAACACAGGAGCACAGGGACAGGCGUGAAACACAGGAGCACAGGGACAGGCGUGAGACACAGGAGCACAGGGACAGGCAUCACAGGAGCACAGGGACAGGCGUGAGACACAGGAGCACAGGGACAGGCGUGAGACACAGGAGCACAGGGACAGGCGUGAAACACAGGAGCACAGGGACAGGCGUGAGACACAGGAGCACAGGGACAGGCGUGAGACACAGGAGCACAGGGACAGGCAUGAAACACAGGAGCACAGGGACAGGCGUGAAACACAGGAGCACAGGGACAGGCGUGAGACACAGGAGCACAGGGACAGGCGACAGAGGAGCACAGGUACAGGCGUCACAGGAGCACAGGGACAGGCGUGAGACACAGGAGCACAGGGACAGGCGUGAGACACAGGAGCACAGGGACAGGCGUGAGACACAGGAGCACAGGGACAGGCGUGAAACACAGGAGCACAAGGACAGGCGUGAGACACAGGAGCACAGGGACAGGCGUGAAACACAGGAGCACAGGGACAGGCGUGAGACACAGGAGCACAUGGACAGGCGUGAAACACAGGAGCACAGGGACAGGCGAGCACAGGGACAGGCAUCACAGGAGCACAGGGACAGGCAUGAAACACAGGAGCACAGGGACAGGCGUGAAACACAGGAGCACAGGGACAGGCGUGAGACACAGGAGCACAGGGACAGGCGUCAGAGGAGCACAGGUACAGGCGUCACAGGAGCACAGGGACAGGCAUCACAGGAGCACAGGGACAGGCGUGAAACACAGGAGCACAGGGACAGGCGUGAGACACAGGAGCACAGGGACAGGCAUGAAACACAGGAGCACAGGGACAGGCGUGAAACACAGGAGCACAGGGACAGGCGUGAGACACAGGAGCACAGGGACAGGCGACAGAGGAGCACAGGUACAGGCGUCACAGGAGCACAGGGACAGGCAUCACAGGAGCACAGGGACAGGCAUGAAACACAGGAGCACAGGGACAGGCGUGAGACACAGGAGCACAAGGACAGGCGUGAGACACAGGAGCACAGGGACAGGCAUGAAACACAGGAGCACAGGGACAGGCGUGAAACACAGGAGCACAGGGACAGGCGUGAAACACAGGAGCACAGGGACAGGCGUGAAACACAGGAGCACAGGGACAGGCGUGAGACACAGGAGCACAGGGACAGGCGUGAGACACAGGAGCACAGGGACAGGCAUGAAACACAGGAGCACAGGGACAGGCGUGAAACACAGGAGCACAGGGACAGGCGUCACAGGAGUACAGGGAUAGGCGUGAGACACAGGAGCACAGGGACAGGCGACAGAGGAGCACAGGUACAGGCGUCACAGGAGCACAGGGACAGGCAUCACAGGAGCACAGGGACAGGCAUGAAACACAGGAGCACAGGGACAGGCGUGAAACACAGGAGCACAGGUACAGGCGUCACAGGAGCACAAGGACAGGCAUGA
Knipowitschia caucasica is the source of this 1707-nucleotide messenger RNA. The record is from the annotation of a GenBank genome assembly. NCBI's taxonomy places the organism in Eukaryota, Metazoa, Chordata, Actinopteri, Gobiiformes, Gobiidae.